ACAAAUAAUUUGAGGAUGCCCACAUAUAAGAUCCUCAAGCCGGAGUGGGACGUUCCGCCCAGUUUAUACGGAAAACUGACAAAAGGGACGUUCCUCGAGCCAUGGAUGUACAGAUCUUUUGAAAACUAUUUUUAUUUCAAUGCUCCGAUUAAUGUCUGGGAGAAGGACAGCUCGAUGUUUGAACGGAUAACGAGAGCGGGCCACAUUGGCUUCUGUAUUGGUGCUCUACAGGGUUUUGCUCAGGGAUUCUUACUAAAUCUGUCAAUGGGUAAACGAGGAGCAGACGUCUGGAAAAACAAGGCUGCCUAUAAAAUGGGUGCCUUCGGUCUGGGAACUGGAAUUUUGGGCACAACUGCGUUCGCGGUGACAGUCUCACAGCUGAGUAAGAUAAACGGUCGAGCUGAGACAACGCUGGACUGGUACUGGGGCGGCCUUGCUUCUGGGGUUGUCACGGUCUGUAUGAGUCAAGUUAAAGGUACGUUUUUCUCCCGGAAGUGGAACAUGGCUUCAAUAUUCCUGUUCCCCCUAUUACCCACCGCUGCUAAGUAUUUACAUUUUGUGAACGAGUACGAUGACCCAAAAGGGGGCCGGUACCCCAUGCAGGCGGGAGGACAGCAGUAUCACAGUGUAGCUGAGAUGAGGGGACUGUACGGGAUCGAACCUCAUGAAGCACCCUUCGAGAAGGUUCUGAAGAAGCCGCACGAGAACGACAUGUUAUUCAUGUUGCCACGACAGAACCCCAGAUGGAACGACAAGUACAGAGUAGAACAAUAACUUCUCUAGUUCAAGUCCGAGCCCACUGAGCGAAUGUAUAGACAUCUGAUUGCUGAUUAAUUGUUAGCGACACUGAUAUUUGGGACGUUCCUAUCAUCACUAAUCAGGGCUAAUUACAAGUAUAGAGUUCACUUUUGUGAACUAUCAACGUUUCAAUUUAGAAUUAGUGGAUACUAUGAAGGGAGCUCCCUUUUGAUAAUUUAUUACUAGGACUUUUGAAUGAGUCAAACAUGCAAGCGCACUAAUAUCUCGGUUUUCUAUGUAUGUACUAUAGCUAUGUACUUUGCGAACAUUUAUAGGUUAACGCAUUGAAUGUGCAAUGAAAUUAGAAGGUUGAGUAAGACUGAUGUGCUGCAAAUUGCGAUCUCGAGCACAGUCUGAUGAGACGUACUAAGUAUAUUUCCAGUAUACUUUAAAGUUAAAUCUAUUAUAAGUUACCUUGCGAUCACUCAUUUGUAUCA
This is a messenger RNA of Bolinopsis microptera, 1235 nucleotides long. RefSeq lists its product as uncharacterized. Bases 16 to 774 code for a protein of 252 amino acids. Lineage: Eukaryota; Metazoa; Ctenophora; Tentaculata; Lobata; Bolinopsidae. The record is from RefSeq and is a predicted model, not a curated record. The transcript has 8 exons.